CCCCUCCAAAAAGAAAUAUUAAAUUAAGUGGGUUCUUUGUGCAUUGCAUGUGCUGUGGAAUCACACUGUUCCCCUUUAUCUGCUGUUAACCCCAUCCCCCUAUGGCAUCUUACACAUAUAAAACCUACACUCUGCUUCUUUUUGGUGAUAGGAAUUCGGAAUUCGGAAUUCGGAAUUCUACAGCUCCGGUGACAUUUUUUUGUUGAGUUAUAGUCGUAGCGGAAAUGGUUGAGGAAGCAAAGCAGGAGCAAGCCAAGGCAGAGGCGCCCAAGCCAGAAGAGAAGAAGGAAGAGAAGGCGGAGGAAGAAAAAAAGGAGGAAGAAAAAAAGGAGGAGCCACCAAAGCCUCCAUCUCCUGUUGUGUUGUUUGUGGACUUGCAUUGUGUGGGAUGCGCUAAGAAGAUUGAGAAGUCCAUUAUGAAGAUUCGAGGAGUAGAAGGAGUUGUGAUAGAUAUGUCUCAAAAUCAAGUGAAUAUCAAGGGAGUAGUUGAGCCUCAAGCAGUAUGCAACAACAUUAUGAAGAAAACCAAAAGAAGAGCUAAAGUUUUGUCCCCAUUGCCUGCAGCUGAGGGUGAUCCUAUGCCAGAAGUCGUUAAUUCUCAGGUUAGCGGGUUAACAACCGUGGAGCUCAAUGUUGAUAUGCACUGCGAGGCCUGUGCCGACCAACUCAAGAAGAAGAUACGAAAAAUGAGAGGAGUGCAAACCGUCGUGACAGAGUAUGGCACCGGAAAAGUCAUGGUGACAGGCACCAUGGACGCCAACGAGCUGGUUGAAUACGUGUACAGACGCACAAAAAAAAAGGCCCGAAUCGUGCCUCAACCCGAACCUCAACCUGAGAAGAAGGAAGAGACCAAGGCACCGGACAAACCUGCAGAAGAAGCAAAACCAGAAGAGAAGAAGGAAGAAAACACGGAGAAAAAGGAAGAGGAAAAGCCCAAGGAGGAAGCCAAGAAAGAAGAAGGUGAAAAGGACGGGGAAGAGAAGAAAGAAGAAAAGGAAGAGGGGAAGAAGGAAGGGGAAGAAAACAUUAACAUUGAGGAGGAAGUUAUGAAGAGGAUGAUUUACUAUUACCAGCCACUUUACGUGAUCGAGCGAAUGCCACCGGCGCCGCAGCUCUUCAGUGAUGAGAAUCCGAAUGCAUGUUGCAUCUCAUAAUAUAUUAUAUUAAGAUAAAACACUGUCUUGGGUCCCUGCCACUGGUGAUGAUAAUUUUAGAGAAAUACGGUGGGCGGUGCCUGUGUAAUAAUAAGAUCAUUUUCUAUAAAAAAUGUUUGGGUUGUUUAUUGUACUAUAUUAAACUAUAGAAUUAGGG
This is a messenger RNA of Rubroshorea leprosula, 1311 nucleotides long. The record is from the annotation of a GenBank genome assembly. NCBI's taxonomy places the organism in Eukaryota, Viridiplantae, Streptophyta, Magnoliopsida, Malvales, Dipterocarpaceae.